Messenger RNA from Closterium sp. Naga37s-1, 426 nucleotides. The record is from the annotation of a GenBank genome assembly. Lineage: Eukaryota; Viridiplantae; Streptophyta; Zygnematophyceae; Desmidiales; Closteriaceae.
AUGUGUUUUAUUCUAAAUACGUGCCUUGCCACAUUCCCCCCUUUUCAGGACCCUCUCUCAGUGCGGUACGGCAUGGACAAGCCAGAGCACGACAAGGAGGGGUGCAUGGUGACAGAUUGGUUCAGUCACAGUUGGAAUGAUCGUUCUAUACAUGUGCCUCUCUUCCCACCUUUUCAGGUGCCCCCUCUCUCAGUGCGCUACAGCAUUGACGACAGGCCAGAGCAAGACAAGGAGGGGCGGGUGGUGACGGUUGAGUCGAUUGUUUACAUGUCACAGGCCAGAGCACGACAAGGAGUGGCGGGUGUGACGGUUGACAGUUCUACCAACCCCUCCCCCCACCCCUCCCUCCAGGUGCUCCCUCUCUCAGUGCGCUACGGCAUGGACAAGCCAGAGCACGACAAGGAGGGGCGCGUGGUGAUUGUUUGA